UCUACGCAACCACGAACACCUCAGAGCCCUUCCCAAGCUCAUCCCGCACACGAACUUCCUUCGAAACCUGGCACAUCACCUAGACCCACGAAUUCCCUUCCUACGCCAGCACACAGCAUCAACGGUAGCAAGUCGUAUUCCGAGGCAUUCGCCCCAGAGCUCAUUGCCGAUGUCGCUCUCCUGAACGAGUCCCAUAACAAGCGCAAGCGUGACAUUGAAGACAAUGGGGAUCAAGAGCAUAAGAAAGCACAUGUCGAGAUUAGCAGAUUGAGUAUCGAUGACCUUCAUUUGGAUGUUGGCAAGAAAUAUCUCCUCUGCAAGAAUCAACACCACACACGUCUACCUGCACUUAGUGACGACUUGUUCUCGAUGUAUGGUCUCAACGAUCUCGCAAAGUCCGUCGCGCGAACAGGUCCGGAUGGUCAGUCAAAGGGAGUCAAACUUCGAAAGACCUACAAGAAUCAUAUCAAGGAUCACGGUGUGAGCGGCGCCUUUGAUUCAAAGAAGAGAGAGUUUGAUGCACCGGAAUCGUUAUUCAUGAUGAUGAUUACACCAGGCGAGGAAUGGGAUGCACAACAUGCGCAAGGCAAAGAUAUCGAGAAGGGUCUGGGGCUUGAUGACAAUGUACUCAGCAAGGCUUUCACAAUGUCCCGAGGUUCAAUACCAAAGGCCAUGUGGGACUCCUCGGUGCUUGGGGAAUUGGCAGCCACGCCUGCUCCAGAGCCCGCAAAAGCCGUUCAGAAUGCUGCUAGGAUGGCACAACCGCAAGCAGGAGGUGUUCUUCGCACAGCAAAGUCCGAGAUCUCCCGCCCCAAGCGUGCUACGAAGAAGCGUACAUACCAAGACUCCAGCUUCGAGGGUUAUGGUGAGGGAUAUGUCGAUGAUGAUGUUCAGGAUGUUGGAUAUUCUACUGGCGAUGGCGAUGAUAGGGGAGCUAGCAGAAAGCGACCCAAGAAGGUU
Molecule: messenger RNA, 960 nt
Organism: Mollisia scopiformis
Lineage: Eukaryota; Fungi; Ascomycota; Leotiomycetes; Helotiales; Mollisiaceae
Product: Rox3-domain-containing protein
Exons: 2
Biological process (GO): regulation of transcription by RNA polymerase II
Cellular component (GO): mediator complex; core mediator complex
Molecular function (GO): transcription coregulator activity
Source: RefSeq, a predicted model, not a curated record